Molecule: messenger RNA, 1560 nt
Organism: Nerophis lumbriciformis (worm pipefish)
Lineage: Eukaryota; Metazoa; Chordata; Actinopteri; Syngnathiformes; Syngnathidae
Source: RefSeq, a predicted model, not a curated record
AUGGCAAAGCUUAACCCGAACGAAUCCCCUCUUCCUUACUGCUCAGUCGCUGUGCACACUCAGCCUCCACUCAAGUCUUAUGAAGAGGUGGUCUACGGUGUGGCGCCGGGCCAGAAACUCGCCAACCAGCCGCAAUACAUCCCUCAGUAUUCACCACCUGUGGCCAUUCCUCAAGUAACACAGUCCAGCUCACUUCCCAGGAGCAAGAAGAAAGGGUCCUGUAAUAAAAAUGGCCUGUGCAUCGGAGGGUGGUGCGCUGCUGUUCUCCUCUCCGCCCUGCUGGGUGUUGCCAUCUGGCUUGGAGUGCAAUAUGGUACCCGUUCGUUCACAAAAGGCUUCAUCGACUACGAAGAGGAUAAUAUGAACACUGAUGACGACUCUCCUAUCUUGAUGAGUGACAGCUGCCCCAAUACUACCAUUGAGUGCGAUGGGAUCUGGGACUGCAAGCUUGGCUCGGAUGAAAUGAACUGUGUGAGGUUUUCCAGUAGAAAUGCGCUACAGGUCAAAACCAACGAAGAUGGCCGUUUUCUUCCUGUCUGCUUCAGUGGUUGGAACCAACGCCUAGCUGAUCAAACCUGCUCCCAACUUGGAUUUAGACAGUCUUAUAACUACACAAAGAUCACAGGAUCUCAGGACUCCAUUGGAGUGAUGGUGACCAACAGAUCAUCCGACUCCAUCCAGGAUCAGGUUGAAGUCAGUUCUUCCUGUCCGGAUCAAGCCGCAGUCUCCCUGCAGUGCGUUGAGUGCGGGAAGCAGCAAUCCACAUCUCGCAUUGUAGGGGGCAGCAUUGCACAGAAAGGUCAGUGGCCUUGGCAAACAACACUAAACUUUAGAGGGGUCCACAUGUGUGGAGGGGUCCUGAUCGCUCCUGAUUUUGUGCUGACUGCUGCUCACUGCUUCCCAAGAAGCAGACCCUUGAUGCUCAUACCAGAGAAUUGGCGAGUGUAUGCCGGCGUGUUGUCUCUGGACAAUCUACCUGCACCCUUUCUGGUGGAGAAGAUCAUCUCUCAUGAGAACUAUGACGAAGUUACAGCGAAUCAAGACAUUGCUCUGCUCAAACUUGCAGCUCCUGUCAAAUUUGACGAUGAUGUUCACCCAGCGUGCCUGCCAGUUCAUGGGCAGAAAUUUCCCCAUGGGACCACUUGUUGGACUUCGGGCUUUGGUGACACAGAAACGACGGCCGGGUCCAAUGAACUGUUGGAGGUAACUGUUGAUAUUAUCGGAAUGGAAGUGUGCAGCAGCCCAAAGGUGUACGGAAAGUCUGUGACGAACAACAUGAUCUGUGCUGGACACUUGGAGGGGGGACGAGAUGCUUGCCAAGGGGACAGCGGUGGGCCACUUGUGUGUCAGAUAGAUGACGUGUGGUAUUUGGCGGGCAUCACCAGCUGGGGGCAUGGAUGUGGUGUUCGUAACAAACCAGGUGUUUACAGCAGAGUGAGCAGACUUCUACCUUGGAUCUACACCAACAUGCAGCAGCAUCGUGCCCAGUAUGUUGGCUUUCAGCUCAAUGGUGAUGGCUUCCGCAUUUCGCCAUCACUCAUCGCCUCUGAAGGAAUCUGA